AUGUCGCACAGACUUCCGCUCAUUUGUUCCGUAAUACAAAGACGGACUGCUUGGACUUUUGAAUACUGGAAUUUCUAUCGCAUUGCAAUUGGGCCUCUGUUGUCUAUCCUCACAUUCAUUAGCGUCAUUACACUCGUUGGCGGUAGCCGAGAAAUCAGAUUUUCAGCAGACGUUUCGCGUUUGCGUCACGUAGGCGGGAGAGGGGCGCCACCAAAUCGAGUGAAUGUUCUAUCCAACCAGCCUUUUCUUAUGGAUUGUGUAAUGGAAACAAGAUGGCGGAGGAAGGUAGGUGAAGGGGCCAAGGACACGACGACGGCAGAGUUGCAGAGGGCAGCUUCGGAUGAGAGUCCGCCAGACUGUCGUCCAGGCAAGUUUGUUGCACAUCUGACCUGUCGUCUAGCUGCGGGAAGACCCCUGACACCCGUGAGCAGUGGUUCGGACAAUUAUGGUUAG
Plenodomus lingam JN3 is the source of this 453-nucleotide messenger RNA. NCBI's taxonomy places the organism in Eukaryota, Fungi, Ascomycota, Dothideomycetes, Pleosporales, Leptosphaeriaceae. The record is from RefSeq and is a predicted model, not a curated record.